Messenger RNA from Pecten maximus, 1059 nucleotides. RefSeq names its product E3 ubiquitin-protein ligase Midline-1-like. The record is from RefSeq and is a predicted model, not a curated record. The coding region runs from base 1 to 1059 and encodes 352 amino acids. Lineage: Eukaryota; Metazoa; Mollusca; Bivalvia; Pectinida; Pectinidae. The transcript has a single exon.
AUGGCCGAAUGUGGACGCCCUCCAGAACUGGACUUACACUUACUGGAAUGUCCUAUCUGUCUGGAGCGACUUCAGAAACCCAAGUCCUUAUCCUGUCUCCACUGCUUCUGUCAGGAAUGUCUCGGGACAUACAUCACCAAGGAGUUGCCCGGAAAGAUGGCGUCAGCAACAUCCUUCCCUUGUCCUGUCUGUAUGAGGGUGACCUCGCCUGUCAAUCCUGUGGAAUCUAAGGACAAAUGGGCAGAACAUUUCCCUACUAACGCUGUGAUCAAGGACCUCAUUCAGCUCAAGGAACGAUCGUCUGGACCACUAUACUGUAAACCAUGUCAGACAAAAGGUAACAUGACUAAUCCAGCCAGAUUCUGGUGCAAAAAGAUGGACGAGACAUUUUGCGAGGCGUGCAAGAUACAGCUACAUGAUAACAUACACAGUGACUGUGACAUAUUGGAUAUCAGCGGAUGUGGCGGAGUGCGACCAAAUCAGGAAAAGUCAGCACCUCGAUGUGACCAACACGAUGAGAAAAAAGUUUGGUAUUGUGAGGACCAUCAGCUGUUGGGAUGCAACAUAUGCAUUUUCAAAAAUCACAGACGUUGUGAUGAGGUAACAACAGCUACAGAGUAUUUUCAGAAAUUAAAAGAUGAAUCACGGCUCGAAGACAUGCAAGACAUGCUAAAGAAAAAUACGGAAGUUAUUGACUUAAUAGUGAAGGACUUUGACGAACAGCUUCAAAAUCUGGUACAGAACCAGGAAGUCGCACUACAGAGUAUCACCGAUCUACGCCAAAAGGUCGAUAAACGGCUAAACACGCUACAGAAGGACGUCACAGACAAGUUGAUCGCGUCGUUCAAAGAAGAGAAGAUAAACAUGGAGGCGUCAUUACGGCAGUGUGAACGUCUGAUGAAUAGUAUGCUGAAUACCAUGAAGUCGUCCGUUACCGCCGUAGAGAGAAAUGACCACAUUGAGACGAUAGUGUUGUACCAGAGAGGACAGGCAGAGGUGGAGUCGUGUAAGGCCCUGAUAACGGAGAUGAGAAAAGUCGUACAUGUCCGUCAGCAUUAA